AUGCCACAUCCCCCAGCUCGACUCAGCCUUUCUUUGCAAAGAACUGAGAUCGAGCCAAAGAAAGCAAGCAGAUUACCGUGGAAAAAUAAAACUUACGAUGUAAAUGUAAUUGAAGAAAAGAAAAAAACAGAAUCAGUUAGUUUUAAAGAACUUUUUCGUUUUGCUAAAAAAACCGAUGUGUUUUAUAUGAUAUUGGCGACUUGUGCUGCUAUUUGUCAUGGAGCCGCAUUACCCUUGUUAUUACUUAUUUUUGGAAAUCUUGUUGAUACAUUUACAGAUCGUUCAUUCAAUUUAUGUACACUUAAUUUGACGGCACUUUCAUUAACUUAUUGUCCAUCAGGAAUAAUACUGACCUCAACUAAUUUUUUAUCACUUUACAAACUAUGCAAUUUUACUGGUUCCAAUUUUACUGUACCAACAUUCGAUCUUACUGGUAAAGUUCGACAACAGGCAUUAAUUUUAGUGGGAAUCGGUUGUGGAGCAAUCAUAUUUGCUUAUAUUCAAAUAGCAUUCUGGUGUGUUUCAGCAGAACGACAAACACGUGCAAUAAGAGAAGCAGCUUUUCGUGCAAUUAUGAAUAAAGAAAUACUUUAUUUUGACACUCAUAAAACAGCACUAAUAUUUUCCAAACUAACAUCUAGUAUGACUGCACAUGAAUUAAAAGCCUAUGGAAAAGCGGGUGCAGUGGCUGAAGAAGUGUUUAGUUCUAUUCGAACUGUUUUCAGUUAUAACGGUGUUGAACAUGAACAAACUAGGUAUGAACGACAUUUAGAUGCAGCGCGAGAUUUUGGUAUAAAAAAAGGAGCUUUCAAUGGUGUAACCUUGGGAUUCGUGUGGUUUGUCAUAUUCUGUGCGUACGCAUUAGGUUUUUGGUAUGGAGCAAAAUUAGUUCGAGAUGAAGGUUUUAAUAUUGGUUCUGUAUUAAUAGUAUUUUUUGCAAUACUUAUCGCCGUAUUUAGUCUUGGUCAAGGUGCACCACACCUUCAGUCCCUAGCGCAAGCAAGAGGUGCAGCUUAUUAUGUUUGGGAUUUAAUUGACUCGCCAUCGAAAAUCAUAAGUAAUUCUGUUAGUGGUCUUAAAACUCCAGAUCUAGUCGGGAUUAUCGAGUUUUCAGAAGUUAAUUUUGUUUAUCCUACAAGACCAAAUACUUCCAUUUUAAAUGGUUUAUCAUUUGAUGCAAAAAGUGGACAAACAGUUGCACUAGUUGGAAGUUCUGGUUGUGGAAAAAGCACUUGCAUUCAAUUAUUACAACGAUUUUAUGAUCCAAUUUCGGGUUCUGUUUCAAUUGAUGGUCAUUCUGUUAGUGAAUAUAAUCUUCAUUGGCUAAGGCAGCACAUUGGAGUUGUCAGUCAAGAACCAAUUUUAUUUGCUGCAACGAUUAAAGAAAAUAUUAAAUAUGGAAAAGAUAAUGUAACGGAUAGUGAUAUUGAAGAUGCGGCAAAAAAAGCAAACGCACACGAUUUUAUCAUGACAUUACCAGAUCGAUAUGAAACAAUGGUUGGAGAAAGAGGUGCUCAAUUAUCUGGUGGACAGAAACAAAGAAUUGCGAUAGCACGAGCAUUAAUAAGAAAUCCAAAAAUUCUAUUACUCGAUGAAGCAACAAGCGCUUUGGAUAACGAAAGUGAAAAAAUUGUUCAAGAUGCUUUAGAUAAAGCAUCGAAAGGACGAACUACCCUUGUAAUUGCACAUCGUUUAUCGACCAUUCGUAAUGCAAAUAAAAUUGUUGUGAUUCACGAAGGUACCACUGUUGAAGAAGGUGAUCAUGAAACAUUGAUGAAUAAACGUGGAAAUUAUUAUGCGCUUGUUCAAGCACAAAAUUUACAAAUAGCUGAAGAAAAUGAGGAAGACGAAGAUGAAGAUAUUUAUCCUGAUGAAAUAAAUGUUCGUCAACAACGACGUUCAACGGUGGCAAGUUUAAGUCCGUCAAUGUUGGCAACUAUACAUGAAGCAAAAAUAGCUGAUAAUGAUGGUGAAAAGAAUGUGAAAAAGCCUUCACCAUCUUGGACUAUGUUAAAAAUGAAUAGUCCGGAAUGGUUGUAUAUUGUGUUCGGAUGUAUAGCUUGUAUUUGUAAUGGAGGUAUUCAACCGGCUUAUGGUGUUAUUCUCAGUAAACUAAUAGCGGUAUUUCAAGAGUGUGAUCGAGACGUACAAGAACACAAUGUUCUUGUUUAUAUUCUAUUAUUUAUUGGAUUUGGUGUUCUUAUGUUAAUAAGCAUGUUUUUACAAAGUUAUUUAUUUGCAUGCAGUGGAGAAAAAUUAACGAAACGUUUACGAGCAAAAGUAUUUCGAGUUAUGUUGAGACAAGAUAUGGCUUAUUUUGACGAUCCCAAAAAUAAUACGGGUGCAUUAUGUACACGUUUAGCCGUAGAAGCAUCAGCUGUUCAAGGUGCAACGGGUAUUCGAAUUGGCAUUAUGCUUCAAAAUUUUGCUAGUCUUGGUGUAGGUAUUAUACUUGGUUUCGUUUAUGGUUGGGCGCUAACACUAAUGCUUCUCGGAUUUAUUCCACUCAUCGUUAUUGGUGGAUUUUUACAAUCAAAACUAGUUAGUGGAUUUGCAAGCAAAGACAAAAGAGCUCUGGAAGAUGCUGGAAAGGUGGCUGUAGAAGCGAUUCAAAAUAUUCGUACGGUAGCACAAUUAACAAAAGAAGAGCGUUUUGGUAAUGAAUAUGCCCAUUUAGUAGAAAUUCCAUACAGUGUUUUCAACUGUGUCGUCUUUGGUGCACAAUCUGUUGGUCAAACAGCAUCACUAGUACCAGAUUAUAGUAAAGCAACCGAAUCAGCUUCAAAUAUUCUUGAUUUAUUUGCAAGAAAACCGAAUAUUGAUAACGGUUCAACAGAUGGAGAACAAAUAGCCAACUUUAAUGGUGGAAUUGAAUUUGAUGGUGUGUAUUUUGUGUAUCCAAAUAGACCUGAGGCAAUCGUUCUAAGAAAUUUGAAACUAAAAAUUAUGCCAGGUCAAAAAAUUGCGUUAGUAGGCGGUAGUGGAUGCGGAAAAUCGACCACGGUACAGUUGCUGGAACGCUUUUAUGAUGUUGUUGCAGGUCGAUUGUUACUAGAUUCGAAAGAUGUUCGAAGCCUUAAUUUACAAUGGUACCGUUCUCAAAUUGGUAUUGUAUCGCAAGAACCUAUUUUAUUCGAUGUGUCUAUUAAAGAAAAUAUCGCUUAUGGUGAUAAUUCAAGAGAAGUACCAAUGAGUGAAAUUAUAGAAGCAUCAAAAAACGCUAAUAUUCAUAGUUUUAUUGAAAAAUUACCUAUGGGUUACGAUACGAAUUGUGGAAGUAAAGGAACACAAUUGUCAGGUGGACAGAAACAAAGAAUUGCGAUAGCACGAGCAUUAGUAAGAAAUCCAAAAAUUCUGUUACUUGAUGAGGCAACAAGCGCCUUGGAUCAAGAAAGUGAAAACGUUGUACAGGAAGCUUUAGAUCGAGCACAACAAAAUCGUACAUCAAUUACAAUUGCUCAUAGACUUUCAACAAUUCAAAAUGCAGAUUUAAUUUGUGUAAUACGACAUGGACGGGUUGUUGAGAGCGGACGACAUUCUGAAUUAUUGGCAAAACAAGGCUAUUACUUUAAACUAGCUCAAAAAAAGCUAAAGUGA
This is a messenger RNA of Didymodactylos carnosus, 3597 nucleotides long. The record is from the annotation of a GenBank genome assembly. NCBI's taxonomy places the organism in Eukaryota, Metazoa, Rotifera, Eurotatoria, Philodinida, Philodinidae.